Molecule: messenger RNA, 1098 nt
Organism: Microsporum canis CBS 113480
Lineage: Eukaryota; Fungi; Ascomycota; Eurotiomycetes; Onygenales; Arthrodermataceae
Product: estradiol 17-beta-dehydrogenase 1
Exons: 2
Coding region: 1-1098 (365 amino acids)
Source: RefSeq, a predicted model, not a curated record
AUGGAUUCACAAACACAUACAUCGCCUGGUGUGACUACGCGGGACACAGGUCUACGGCUGCCAUCCACCACAAAUCCUCCGGGACCCCAGAAUCCGCCAAAGCAACUCGUAUGGCUGGUCUUUGGCGCAACUGGCCAUAUUGGCCGUUCGCUUGUGAAGUCGGCUCUUGGCCACAAUGAUCUCGUUGCGGCUGUUGGCCGUACAUUCGAAACCACUCCCGAGAGCAUGGGACGGCUUCAGCAAGAAAACAAGAAUUGCCUUGGCUUGCUAUGUGAUGUCCGCACAAGGGAGACCGUGAAAGCAGCUAUUGAUCGUACAAUCGCUCAUUGGGGGCGAAUAGACAUCGUCGCCAAUUGCUCCGGUUACGGCGUAAUCGGGGCCUGCGAGGACCAAGAGGAGUACGACAUACGCAAUCAAUUUGAAACUAACUUCAUGGGUACGCUGAACAUCGUGCAGCUAGCUCUUCCGCAUUUCCGUGAACGUGGGGCGGGAAGAUAUAUCAUUUUCAGCUCUACUUCUGGUGCACUUGGAGUCCCGGGUUUAGGCCCGUACUGUGCUUCAAAAUAUGCGGUUGAAGGGCUGAUUGAAAGCAUGCUUUAUGAAGUUGACUGUUUCAACAUCAAAUGCACACUUGUUUUACCGGGCCAUAUACGUCGCGAUGACCAUGACACCAUUCCCGGAAUGCCUGGGAACGAAGACAAUCUCACUUCACCAUUGCCGGCUUUUGGACAUUUUCUCAUAAAACCAGCCAGCGAACCAUAUAGCGGAGUUACGGCUCCGGCGGCGCAUGCUAGACGCAUUUUGCAAUGGCUAGGUGAUAAACCGCCCACGAGCGCUGUGAAGUCUGCUGAGCUCGUGUGGCAGCUGGGCCACUGCUCUUACCCGCCAUUGAGACUACUGCUUGGUACAUAUGCAGUAGAAAGUAUCAGAGACCGGCUAAAAUGUGUUACCGAGGAAAUAGAGGACUGGAAACAUCUGAAUUUUCCGACCACUGAUCAGCAACCACAAGCAAAUUCCUCUGUUAAGACAGAAGGAGACUCGGGAGGAAAGGAAUCAGAGGAUCAACUAGCAUCUAAUGAUAUACAAGUAGCAGAUUAA